UGUGACCGGUGUGGCGGUGGCGAUGCUGCAGCAGCAGCUCUCCUCUGAUCGUACAGGAAGAAGGUUUCCUCUGAGCGGCGCCGUGCUGCUGCUCGCCCAGGCGCGUCUCUUCCAUCCGCUCGUUCACGAUACCGGCACACUCGCUGCAUGAUGGCCGAGGGAGGCGGACCCGAGUCGGGUGGCGCGGCUGACUCCGACUCGGAGCCGGUAGCCGCUCAAAUGCCAACCCCUUCAACGGAAAGUCAAAAACAGACUAUUGGGUCACUUUUGAAAACAACUCUAAGAAAGGGCGACGAAUGGUAUCUGAUAGACAGCCGGUGGUUCAAACAAUGGAAGAAGUACGUAGGCUUCGACAGCUGGGACAUGUACAAUGUUGGAGAACGUAGCCUGUAUCCAGGACCAGUUGAUAACUCUGGGCUGUUCUCAGACCAGGAGACUCAGGCCCUGAAAGAGCACCUUAUAGAUGAGCUGGACUAUGUCCUUGUACCCACUGAGGCGUGGAAUAAGCUUGUCAGCUGGUACGGCUGCCUUGAUGGCCAGAGACCCAUCGUCAGGAAGGUUGUUGAACAUGGCAUGUUUGUCAAGCACUGUAAGGUGGAGGUCUAUUUGCUGGAACUGAACUUGUGUGAAAAUGACAACAUGGAAAAUGUGGUCACACGCCAUUUCAGCAAAGCUGAUACAAUAGACACUAUAGAGAAGGAGAUGAGGACCCUGUUCAAUAUCCCAUCAGAGAAGGAGACACGGCUCUGGAACAAAUACAUGAGCAACACGUACGAGCAGCUGAACAAGCCCGACAGCACUGUACAGGAUGCUGGUCUCUUCCAGGGGCAGGUGCUUGUGAUUGAGAGGAAGAACGAGGAUGGAACAUGGCCCAGACAAGCCUCCCAUCCCAAAUCCAGUACCACCCCAUCCAGGAAUUUCACUACCUCCCCAAAACUCUCCUCCAACUCAACAGCCAGUAUCUCCUCAACAGUAACCAAUGGAGACAGCAGCUGUAGCCCAGGCUACACACUGAACAACAGCACCUCCUCCGGCAACAGAUUGGGGGGCUACAAUUCAUACAGCUCCUCCUACAACUACAGAGAGUCCCAGUCACAGCCAGGCCUAUGUGGUCUUAGUAAUUUGGGCAACACAUGCUUCAUGAACUCUGCCCUCCAGUGCCUGAGCAAUGCAUCUCCACUCACAGAGUACUUCCUCAAUGACCAGUAUGAGGCAGAAAUUAACAGAGAGAAUCCCCUGGGAAUGAGGGGUGAGAUAGCUGAGGCCUACGCUGAUCUAGUAAAGCAGAUGUGGCUAAGCCGCAGCAGCUAUGUGGCCCCACGCACCUUCAAAACCCAGGUUGGACGCUUUGCCCCCCAGUUCUCAGGCUACCAGCAGCAGGACUCACAGGAGCUGUUGGCUUUCCUGCUGGACGGGCUUCAUGAAGAUCUGAACCGUGUCAAGAAGAAGCCUUACCUGGCCCUGAGGGAUGCAGAGGGCCGUCCCGAUGAGAUCGUUGCCAAGGAAGCCUGGACGAACCAUCGUUUGCGAAAUGACUCCAUCAUAGUUGAUAUUUUCCACGGCCUCUUCAAAUCCACUUUGGUGUGCCCAGAGUGCUCUAAGGUGUCUGUAACCUUCGACCCAUUCUGCUACCUCACACUGCCUCUACCCAUGAAAAAGGACCGUACUAUGGAGGUGUUCCUGGUGCGAUCAGACCCUCAGUCCAGACCCACGCAGUAUCGAGUGGUGGUCCCUAAACUGGGUGCAGUGUCAGACCUGUGCAGCGCCUUGUCCAAACUCUGUGGUUUCCCUCCAGAAAAUAUGGUGGUGGCUGACGUUUAUAAUCACAGGUUCCAUAAAAUUUACAGACGGGAUGAUGGCCUCAACCAAAUCAUGGAAAAAGAUGACAUCUUUGUGUAUGAGGUACAGGAAGAGGACAGCGAGAGGAUGAACCUGCCUGUAUAUUUCAGGGAGCGCCACUCCAAGCAUGCUGGAAGCUCCACGAGCACCAUGCUGUUUGGCCAGCCUUUACUCAUCACCGUGCCCAAACACAACCUCAUAGCAGACGUUCUUUAUGACAAGAUCCUUGAGCGGAUUGGACGCUAUGUAAAACACGCCCAGAGCCCUAACAGUGAAAGCAGGGCCUCAGCCUCGGCCUCAGCAACCUUUGCCAGCUGCAGCCAGGCUCCUGAAUGUUCCACAUCAUCCAGUCACAAUGCAAGCCUGGGCGGCUGUGGCAGCCCCCUGUCAGACGGGGCGUCCUGCAGUGCAAGUUCCAGUAAUGGCAGCAACCACUCAGGGACCUGCAAUGAAAGUAAUGGGCUGUACGAUGGUGAGGAGGAGGCCAUGGACCACCAAGUGAGUCCAGAGCCAGAGAACGGCCACUCUGAAGAGGAGGAAGAGGAGACCUCUGACUUGGAAAAUGGGCCGAAAGGAGACGCGGCCAGGCUUUGUUCUUCUCCAGCCAAGCUCUUCACUUUCAGCAUAGUCAACUCUUACGGAACAGCCAACAUCAGCCCGCUGCCUUGUGAUGGAAAUGUCCUCAAGCUCAAUCCACAUUCCACAGUGGCAAUCGACUGGGACACGGAGUCAAAAAAACUAUGUUAUGAUGAACAGGAAGCAGAGGCCUAUGAGAAGCAUGAGAGCAUGCUUCAGCCCCAGAAGAAGAAAGCCACUGUUGCUCUGAGGGAAUGCAUUGAGCUCUUUACAACCAUGGAGACUCUUGGAGAACAUGACCCAUGGUACUGUCCAACAUGCAAGAAACACCAACAGGCCACAAAAAAGUUUGACUUGUGGUCGCUGCCACGCAUUCUGGUAGUUCAUCUAAAGCGUUUCUCCUACAACCGCUGUUGGAGGGACAAGCUGGACACGGUGGUGGACUUUCCCAUCAGGGAUCUGAACAUGUCGGAGUUUGUGUGCGACCCUAAGGCCGGCCCCUACACAUAUGACCUCAUUGCCGUGUCAAACCACUAUGGAGGAAUGGGAGGUGGUCACUACACAGCGUACGGCAAGAAUAAAGUGGAUGGAAAGUGGUAUUACUUUGAUGACAGCAGUGUCUCCUCUGCCACUGAGGACCAGAUCGUGACUAAAGCAGCCUACGUGCUGUUCUAUCAGCGCAGAGACGAGGAAGCCCCAUCCAAACCUCAGCCUUCAGCCUCGCUAGGAGGAGCACCAGAAGCAGCUGAUGACCACAUGGACACAAACUGAGGAGCCCACAUGACGCGGGAAGGGACACGCACUGAAAACACACACAGCAAAUAGAGACACUCGGACUCACACACAAAGCUACUUUAGUGACGGAGGACUCCACAGACUUUAACAUUAUUAACCCUACCUUCCCCCAUAUUUUAUUUUAUUUCUGUCUCGUAUGUUGUCAACUAGAGCCUUGUCAGAGGAGUGACCUGAGAGACUUCCUCCCUGCAGCUGGGGGGCCUACUGAUUCCUGAACAUAGUUUACUAGUCUGGAACUAAGAGGAGUAUAAAUCAAUAUAGAUCCUCUCACUGGAUGAACAGAAUGUUAGAAGUGCCCUCAACUAUGUAGAUAAACAAAUUGUUUCUGUUUCCCACAACAACAGUCAGAAAUAUUAAAGGAAAAAAAGAAGCCAAAUGUUGUUUCAACCAAAGCGCUCCAAGGUAUUUAUGAUGACAAGACAUUAGCAGGACUCUGGUGUGGUAGAUUGAUCUGUGGUCAUCUUGCUGUGCUGAGAUAAAUGCGACCUUAUUCCACCUGUGUAGAGUGGAAGUAUGAUGGGGUAUCUCGCUGCUGCAGACUAACUGUGGCAGUUAAGCUGUGUUGCAAUCCAAAUCACAGACAGGCAUGUUUUGUUUCAAGAUUUUAAGAUCUGACAUGUUGUGGCACAAGCCAUUUUGUGACCUCGCCCUUGUUCAGCCAUCAUUUUAUUUUUGAUGUUGUUGUUCUUUGACGCACAGUAUGGGUUCUGCUUUCUCUCAGACCCUAAACCUAUGGGAGGAGUCUCACCCUGCUAGCAACUUUUAUUUUACUUUUUUUUUGUAAUCACAAUGCAAAAGCGGCCUUUUGAUUCCUGCAACCUAACUAGAAAGGAGGCACUUUGAAUUCUCCAUGAGUACAUGAUCUACCUGCUUCUGAUGUAUCUAGACAUGACAGAAUUGUAUGGUUCGGCCUUAGCAUUAAGGGUUAUGGUCUGUCAUACACUUCCAGAUCAUUUUAAUGUGUCUUAUGACCAUAUUUUCAUUGCUGCCUGAUUGGACCCCCCUAGCUCACCUGCAAUGGCUUGUCCUUAUUAGUCUUGUACAUUAAUGCAGCUCUGUAAUGAAAUGGCUAUGUUAUUUGAUAUCUUCAAAGCACACUGAGUGAAGCAAAAUAAACUAGAAUAAAAGUGGUGCUUUAAUUCAUGAAACUUGAAACUUGCUCCUUGUCGGGAGGAACAAUCAUGCGUCAUCAGACAGGGUCAGGACAGCAUUACCUUAACAGCAUUCUUGCUGAACGCAGCCAUUUUGGAGCCAUUAGUUUUCCAUCGCAGCUGUUUCGUAAAACAUGACAGAAGUGUGUCUGUUGGUAGCAUCAGAAAAUAAUCCCUUUGGGUCAUCUUUAUGGGGUCUCUAUAGACACACAAUUGUCACAGGAGGCACAGUUGUAACAGGUGUCUUGUGUGAGUGUGACUGAGUAUAAAAUGGAAUACUUUAAUACUCAGUCCCAAAGGUCUUCUAGUAAAGACAGCUUGUACUUAAUGGAUUUCUUCCUACAAGUCUUGUCCUGUGGCAUCAAUUCUGCACUUUGUUGCAUAACAGCAUGUUGAUGUGAAGGGCCUCCUGGUGCCCCUUUUUCAGCUGGUUGGUCUUAGCAUCUUUAUGUCGUUCAGCAAUGACUACCUAAAUAUAAUCAUGUAUGCCUAUGACUAGAAAAGCUUUACAUCAUAUCUGUAACCCUAGAUAGUCAGUCGAAAACAACAUUCAGCUGCCAAAAUGCAGCGAAUCUUGCUUUCUUCCCCAUAAAAAAAUAAAAAUCAUGUCAGCAAUUCAAAACUCUCUACAAUAACCGAAGAGAUGUAAAUAAUCACACUAUUGAAAAUAGGUGUAUAAAUUCUUGUCCUCAUAUUUAUCUUAUUGCCGAUAUCAACAGUAUUUGUUUUUAACUGAGAAUUAUUUGAAUUCAAAGUACAAUAAAGACUGGAAGCCUCAA
Messenger RNA from Acanthopagrus latus (yellowfin seabream), 5140 nucleotides. It is a transcript of the gene usp4, whose product is annotated as ubiquitin specific peptidase 4 (proto-oncogene). Gene Ontology annotation, molecular function: cysteine-type deubiquitinase activity. Gene Ontology annotation, biological process: protein deubiquitination. The transcript is spliced from 22 exons. Bases 148 to 3186 code for a protein of 1012 amino acids. Lineage: Eukaryota; Metazoa; Chordata; Actinopteri; Spariformes; Sparidae. The record is from RefSeq and is a predicted model, not a curated record.